Molecule: messenger RNA, 4011 nt
Organism: Salvelinus fontinalis (brook trout)
Lineage: Eukaryota; Metazoa; Chordata; Actinopteri; Salmoniformes; Salmonidae
Exons: 14
Coding region: 290-1450 (386 amino acids)
Source: RefSeq, a predicted model, not a curated record
AAAACAUGAAUGAAAGCAGUGCGCAGUUUAGGCCUACUUGAUGAAGAAAUCAGAGACGCGCGUUGUCAUGGCAUUCGGCAUUUAUGACGUAAUGAUAAAGUAGAUCGCAAUGUUCUAUAUCAAUUUAGCGCCAUUCGCGACACCAUCUUUGUCGCUUUCUCCCAAAUUCCCAUUUCUGAUCGGUUUCUAUCAUCUGAGUCGUCUGCGGUCCAAAAUUAUUAUUUUAUGUGCGAGUGUUAUAUAAGAUCAGUUCUUUUGGCCUACAUCAGAUCUACCAUCAAGGGAAAGUAUGGAGACUCCGGAAAGUGACCAGUUCAAACCUACUCAGGAAAUGCAGUGUCCAUCAAUUGUGGGCAGGCGAAGUGUGGAGAUGAAAAGUGUCACGAAGGAGUUCUUCUGUCUCACUGGUGAGACGGACCAAGGGAGGGUGAGUGUGUCAACACGUGGAGCCAGUAUGAGGAGCAGCCACACUCCUGGACACUGCCAAGGGAGUGAAUCUGUGCUGCGCAGGACUGUGACCUUGGAUUAUAAUGAUGGUGAUGACUAUGAUGAUACAGUGGGAAUCGCUGAACAUACAACAAAACCAGAAGUCACAGAAGGGAUGAGUGUACCAGAAACACAGACAAGGAUGAAAGAUCAGGCCAAGAUACUGUUACCACUAAAGCCUUUCAGUGAGGGAUAUGAGGCUGCAUUCCUCAGGGACAGAAUGCGAAGGCUCUGCAGAAGAUCAGAACCUCCUUUCUCGCUGUUCUCCCCUACGGAAAGCCUGCAGGACAUACUGUACAGGAAAACCAAGCAUGUGUUUGACUACACAGUCACGGACAUGAAAGACAAAAAGCCUGAUGUUUCAAGGUGGGGUUCCAAUCUAAGCCAAUGUGUUAGACCAGCCCCCUUCCCAGUACGGAAGGGCUUCAAUGUAUCCACAUCUAGGAACAGCCAGAGAAGGGAACAAUCAAUUUAUCAGAUGACGGUGAUCAGAAAAGAUCAUGUCGGUAGGCCUUUACUGAUGCUGAAAGGCAAUGCAAGUCUAACCAACAUUGAUGGAAGCAACAACACGGAUUCAUUUGCUUAUUCAUCCAGACUCACAAAGGGAAAACCAUCAACCUCUUCUCAGCCAGGAUCUGACAUCAGGAUCCCACCAGUAGUAACCAGGAAGCAUUCUGCCAUCAUCAGAGAGGAAAGAAAGAUGCACUACUACAAAGACCUGUGUCAGCAGGUGGAGGAGAAGAGACAACAAAAAGUGAGGGAGAGGAGAAGGAUUACCACCGCCGAACAAACUCACAACGAGACAAUGCAGUUCUGCACCUGGGGGAUGCCAGGGAGCGGAGCCCCAAACUACCACCUGGACUCUGUGAGAAGGAACAAGUUCAGUUGCACAGGAAUGAUACCCCAGGAACAGCUCCGCUGUAAAGGCUUCAGCGGGAUCCCUUUUCAUCUGCAUGUCAAAUGACGGCCAUUUUAUGGUCCCCAGCCCAGACGAUUGAUGCUCAGCUCAGACAACUGAUAAACCCAUUAAACUAACGCAGUAGUAGACCAAAACACUACACUCUGCUGACUUUUGUCCCAUAGGUGGUAGAUAAGUCAUCGUUUAGCUGGAUUUCAGCACUCCUUGGCACUUGUAUCCAUUGAUUAAUUUACUGUUUCAAACUCCCAUGCGUGCAUAACCACACUCAAAACAAUUAUGGAUCUAAGGUUUUACACAUUCUGAUGGUGUUCAAAUCAGUUGUGAUGUACAUAAACAGUUUUAUAUAUACACUGCUCAGAAAAAUAAAGGGAACACUUAAACAACACAAUGUAACUCCAAGUCAAUCACACUUCUGUGAAAUCAAACUGUCCACUUAGGAAGCAACACUGAUUGACAAUAAAUUUCACAUGCUGUUGUGCAAAUGGAAUAGACAAAAGGUGGAAAUUAUAGGCAAUUAGCAAGACACCCCCAAUAAAGGAGUGGUUCUGCAGGUGGUGACCACAGACCACUUCUCAGUUCCUAUGCUUCCUGGCUGAUGUUUUGGUCACUUUUGACUGCUGGCGGUGCUUUCACUCUAGUGGUAGCAUGAGACGGAGUCUACAACCCACACAAGUGGCUCAGGUAGUGCAGCUCAUCCAGGAUGGCACAACAAUGCGAGCUGUGGCAAGAAGGUUUGCUGUGUCUGUCAGCAUAGUGUCCAGAGCAUGUAGGCACUACCAGGAGACAGGCCAGUACAUCAGGAGACGUGGAGGAGGCCGUAGGAGGGCAACAACCCAGCAGCAGGACCGCUACCUCCGCCUUUGUGCAAGGAAGAGCACUGCCAAAGCCCUGCAAAAUGACCUCCAGCAGGCCACAAAUGUGCAUGUGUCUGCUCAAACGGUCAGAAACAGACUCCAUGAGGGCCCGACGUCCACAGGUGGGGGUUGUGCUUACAGCUCAACACCGUGCAGGACGUUUGGCAUUUGCCAGAGAACACCAAGAUUGUCAAAUUCGCCACUGGCGCCCUGUGCUCUUCACAGAUGAAAGCAGGUUCACACGCACAUGUGACAGACGUGACAGUCUGGAGACGCCGUGGAGAACGUUCUGCGUUCUGCAACAUCCUCCAGCAUGACCGGUUUGGCGGUGGGUCAGUCAUGGUGUGGGGUUGCAUUUCUUUGGGGGGCCGCACAGCCCUCCAUGUGCUCGCCAGAGGUAGCCUGACUGCCAUUAGGUACCGAGAUGAGAUCCUCAGACCCCUUGUGAGACCAUAUGCUGGUGCGGUUGGCCCUGGGUUCCUCCUAAUGCAAGACAAUGCUAGACCUCAUGUGGCUGGAGUGUGUCAGCAGUUCCUGCAAGAGGAAGGCAUUGAUGCUAUGGACUGGCCCGCCCGUUCCCCAGACCUGAAUCCAAUUGAGCACAUCUGGGACAUCAUGUCUCGCUCCAUCCACCACAGACUGUCCAGGAGUUGGCGGAUGCUUUAGUCCAGGUCUGGGAGGAGAUCCUUCAGGAGACCAUCCGCCACCUCAUCAGGAGCAUGCCCAGGCGUUGUAGGGAGGUCAUACAGGCACGUGGAGGUCACACACACUACUGAGCCUCAUUUUGACUUGUUUUAAGGACAUUACAUCAAAGUUGGAUCAGCCUGUAGUGUGGUUUUCCACUUUAAUUUUGAGUGUGACUCCAAAUCCAGACCUCCAUGGGUUGAUAUUUGAUUUCCAUUGAUAAUUUUUGUGUGAUUUUGUCGUCAGCACAUUCAACUAUGUAAAGAAAAAAGUAUUUAAUAAGAAUAUUUAAUUCAUUCAGAUCUAGGAUGUGUUAUUUUAGUGUUCCCUUUAUUUUUUUGAGCAGUGUAUACACACACACAUAAAUGCUACAGUGGUAAUUGACAGAUCAUGGUGAGAUAAUGAAUAGAAACAGUGGCUCACUAAAGAUAAGAUUGUACACAAAAAAGCUCCUAACUGGUCGCGGAAGCGAUAAGAUACUGUCUGCCUACAGUCAAAGAAUUCUUAUUUUUUUCAUCAUAUUUUUUACCAUUUUAUAUGAGUAAUUUUGUAUAUAUUGCAGCCAGAGUUGUAGUGAAAUAAAACUCUCCUGUCAGAUAAAGAGAGUGGGUGGAAAGAAUUGAGAAAGUCUUAAUGUCAAUGCUUUGUAGGUGAAGUGAUGUGGAAAUCUAUCCUCUGAUGCUGACCUAAUAUUUGGGUUGAAUGAUUCACAAAGAAACAAUGGGUAGUGUAACUAUAGUAUUUACAAAAAGCUUUUCAACAUGAGGACCGAUGCACAAACGAGCACUGAUACAGUAAGCUGCUCUUCAGGUGGCCACUAACAUUUGUAUAUACAAUGUACUACAAUGAUGACAUAACAUGCGACUAUAGGUAUUUUUAUCCGUAUAAAAUAUAGCUGAUUGAUCAUUGUCUAAUACAUAGUAAAUGUAUGUUCUAAUGCCUUAUUGUCAUCCACAAACUUCCUGUAAGGGUAAUUAAUUACAGUAAAGUUGAUAACAUUGAAUAGGUUGUUCCUGUUGGUGCUGUCAGGUUGACUUGCACAUUAAAAUCCAAGAGGGUGAGUCACUC